Pararge aegeria (speckled wood butterfly) is the source of this 5393-nucleotide messenger RNA. RefSeq names its product zinc finger SWIM domain-containing protein 8 (gene Dora). The record is from RefSeq and is a predicted model, not a curated record. The transcript has 28 exons. The annotation marks the transcript as partial. NCBI's taxonomy places the organism in Eukaryota, Metazoa, Arthropoda, Insecta, Lepidoptera, Nymphalidae. Gene Ontology annotation, cellular component: Cul2-RING ubiquitin ligase complex. Gene Ontology annotation, molecular function: zinc ion binding.
AUUCAGCGAAUUAGUUCUUCAAAUUCGCUUAAGAAUAGCGAUAAAGUGGCGGGGGCUGCAAAUAAUAAUGGGAAAGGGGGACGACCAUCCGCCCCAGUUGACGUGGGAUCUCCUUUACUUGACUGGGAGGAGGGAGAUCAUUUCAGUUUUGAAGAUUCGGAACGAUUUGAAGAAGAUUCUUUGUGUAGCUGGAGUUCGGAACCGGAGAGUCUGUGUAACAACUGGCGAGGAUGGAGAAGACCAAAUCUACAAAACGUAUUUGGAACUCGCUUGUCAAAAAAAUCUAUUCAAGAAAAAUCAGUACCAAGCUUGAGUGAAUUGGCAGCAAAAUGUGUAGCUAGUCACAUACCCUUUGAACUGGUAGAGCAUGUAUACCCACCUGUGCCUGAACAACUCCAGUUACAAAUAGCCUUCUGGAGUUUUCCAGAUAGUGAGGAUGAUAUCAGGCUAUACUCUUGUCUUGCAAAUGGGUCUGCUGAUGAGUUUCAAAGAGGAGAACACUUGUUCAGGGACAGAGCUGUUAAAGAUGUCCUACAAAUUGGGUUUCACCUCUCAGCGAGUGUCACGCUCAGUAUGACCCGAGCUCAAUACAAUGUUGCUGUGACAUUUGACAGACAGAAAAUUUCUUCGUGUAACUGUACAUGCUCAUCAUUAGCCCAUUGGUGUUCACACAUAGUUGCAGUCUGUUUAUACAGAAUACACUUACCAACACAAGUUUGUCUGCGAGCACCUGUAUCAGAAUCAUUACAACGACUACGAAGGGAUCAGUUACAAAAGUUCGCGCAAUACCUCAUAUCAGAAUUACCACGCCAAGUGUUACCAACGGCUCAAAGAAUUUUGGACGAGCUACUGUCGGCUCAACCCAACCAGAUUAAUACGACCUGUGGCGCACCAGAUCCCACAGCUGGGGCGUCCGCAUAUGAGUAUACUUCGUGGUUUCUUGACGAGAAAACCUUGCAUAACAACAUCAAUAAGAUAUUAGUGAAGUUUUGUGUUCCAACUCCAAUAGUAUUCAGUGACGUGAACUACCUUAGCACAAGCGCUCCACCGGCAGCCUCAGAAUGGUCGUCAUUGCUGAGACCGCUACGGGGUAGGGAGCCGGAGGGAAUGUGGAACUUGCUCUCGAUUGUACGGGAGAUGUUCAAAAGGAGUGACAGAAAUGCAAUUCCUUUACUGGAAAUCAUUACUCAGGAGGUCAUGGCUUGUGAGCAGAUAAUAGUUUGGUGGUACACUACAAAAGCGGCACUCGUAGCGUGGGGUGGCGGCGGAAAGCAUGGCGCAGCGAGUAAUUCUGCCGCUCAACACGCCUGUUCAUCGCUUUGCGACGAGGUUGUAGUUCUGUGGAGACUCGCUUCGCUGAACCCUGGACUGGCGCCAUACGAAAGGGACACCUUACACGAACAGUUUGCACAAUGGCAUGUAAAAGUUCUUGAUAAGGUGGCAAAGAAUCGCACCAAUAAUAACAUUAACACGCCAACAUCAUCCCACCCGCGACAUUCUCGCGCCUACUCCCAUCCACCUUACAUCAAUGGUAUUAGCGAGAAUGAGGUUUUCCCCGGUUUCCACCCAGCCAUGGAAGCCUGCUUCCUCGAAUGGGACGACUAUCAGAUACCUGGAGUUACAUACACUAAAGAACUGAAUCCCAUGUACCACAGCCCUUUUACCAUAUUCCGGCAUUCUGAAAAGGAUAGCGUUCAUCAGGUGAAUUCAUCGAAGGCGGUCUUGAAUAAUGAAAUGUCGCUCAGUUAUCGUCUUACGAACCCGGAUCCUGCGUUCCAAGGACAUAGGACUAUGGUGCAUAGGCCUAACCGAGUAACUGUAGAUAUUUCUAUGGCAGGCCCUUCCAGUCAGCCCUGCGGCUCUGGCGAAAGAGCUAAUGAAGUUCGAGUUACUGGUCCCAGUGACGGAAAUCACUCCAGUGUGUCCUCUGAAGGUUUCUGCGAGAACGAGGAAGAAAUACUCCAGCAAAGUGGUGGUGACACUGAUUCGCAGGAGUCUAGUUCUACUGGCGCGUCGUCUGAAGAUGCCGCGCGUCGCGUGUCGCACGACGACUCUGUAUCCGAUGAUGACUGUAACCUGUAUUACUACGACGCCACAGCGGCGAGCCGCGUCACGGUAGAUGACAAUAACUCCGAACUUGUACAUGCGAGUGCAAGUGGCAGUAUUGGUAAUGAGCGCAGCGUCGAUGAGCUAAGCUGGGGCUGCGGGUGGGACGUUUCGUUCGCCCGCGCGGAAGGCCUUCAUGCGCACGGACACGCUCGGGAAGCUUGUGCGCUGGGCGCCAGGCUUGCUGCGGAGUUGCUUGCUAGUCCUCCGGCACUUGGUGCCAAUGGCGGUGGCCCGGGCUCGGUACUGAGCGCAGCGGCCGAAGCGCGUCGUGCGAGGCGUCGUCACACGCCCUCUCUGCGAUUGUGCGCGGCCAGCCAUCGCCUCUCGUGUCUCGCCUCCGCUACACUAGCGCAGUGCGCCUUCCUCUGCACUGUCUUGGCAGAAUUCAAUGAACAUCACGAGCUAGCGUUCAGAGUAGGAUUAUACGCGUUGGAAAUGGCCCGUCCACCAGCGAGUACAAAGGCUUUAGAAGUGAAACUCAACAAUCAAGAAACUGAGCUGGUAGCUUUAUUGAAGAAACUGCCUACUGGUCCAGAGCAACUGGUGUUGGCAAGGGAAAAGGCUGAACAAUUACGCGAUGGAAUGCUUAGAAAUCGAGGUCCUGCUCUAUUGCCGAUUGCGCUUGCGAGUUUCUUAUUUGAUGUCCUUGUUUUAUCCUGUACGGAUAAAGAAAACAAACAUUGUGCAAGAUUGCCGUCAGAUGAAAUGUUAGGGUUCGAAGCGGCCGUGGCAGCGUUGGGUCUGAAAGCCAACGUCUCAGAAGCCGAACACCCAUUGCUCUGCGAAGGAACCAGACGGCAACGCGGGGAGUUGGCCCUCACUCUGCUUUCUUUCUAUAAGGAUGACCCUGUUAAGUUAGCGAGGAUCAUGAAUAAGUUACUGGACCGUGACAUCCACCAGCUAACAAAGGGUCCAAUGGUCAGCAUGUACUACACUAGCAACGCACGGAUGGCUGCCGCAUACCGAACUGAUCAUCCGACGUACAACCACCAAGUCCAUUCUAUUCAUACACAACAUACUGCAUCCGUUAUACCACCGCCGAUAUCGGCAUGUUCUCUUGUAGGAGAAUUGGAUCGGAUGACAGUUACGGAAGGCGGGCCAUCCCCAACAGCGGUGCCGCACUCUUCUCAUCAAUCGCACCAAUCACAUCAAACGCAUCAGACGCACCAGCCGCACCAGACGCACACAAACACACACCAAUCUCAUCACACGCACAACACACACAUCCCCAAACUUAAAGACUCCAGAUAUAAAGGAAAACGGUUGUACCCAUCGGUACCAAACCAACCGUCUGAAGCAUUAGCUCACUUUAUGUUCGAGUUGGCAAAGUCUGUACUGUUCAAAGCUGGUGGAUCAUCGAGUACCAGUCUGUUCACACAAACGUCAUGUGCAAGAGAACAUCAUGGUCCUCACAGAGGAUUACAUAUGGCGGCAUUUCAAUUGGGCGUUUAUGCGUUAGGGCUACAUAAUUGUGUUAGCGCGAAUUGGUUAAGUCGUACAUAUUCUUCACAUGUCAGUUGGAUCACAGGACAAGCGAUGGAUAUUGGAGCUCCUGCCAUUUUAUUUUUGAUUGAUGCUUGGGAGGGGCAUCUUACACCCCCUGAAGCUGCUGGAAUAGCCGAUAAGGCAUCGUCUGGCUGCGAUGUCCACAUGGUACGCGCAGCGGCGGAGCUUGCGUUGUCGGUAUUGCCACAUGCGCAUGCGCUCAACUACAACGAGAUCCAGCGCGCAGUGCUGCAAUGCAAGGAGCAGAGCGACUCAAUGCUUGAGCGCGCCUGCCUCACCGUUGAGGCUGCCGCCAAAGGUGGAGGAGUGUAUCCUGAAGUGUUGUACACCGUGGCGCGAUACUGGCACGAGUUAUAUCUCCGGCAAGCUACUGAAGAAGGUGAAGGGCUGCCAGAAGAGCCAGCCUAUCGAGCUCUACCCCCGGUAGCGGUGUCGUUGCCCUACGCCCUGCCGUAUCCCUUUUUUCCCUACCCGCCACCUACUAUCUACCAACUCCAGGUCACGCAACCUGCCCAUUUCGGCGGAGCGGCGACAGCACACCCCGGCGCGCAGUUCGCUCUGCCGCCGUACUUCGUACGCGGGAUCGUUACGCCGACACACCCGCUUCCUCCACAGCUGACUCACGCGCCCAUCGUCCACCCGCCGCCCAUCGCCGUCAACCAUCCAUCACCGAUUCCGCCCCCAAUGCCGGCUCAGAUACCGACGGUUACCGUUAGCAACGUGGGGGUGAGUGGGGUGAACGGCGUAGGAGUAAACACUGCAAGCGUGAGUGGGGUGAGCGCGGUGAGUGGCACCGUCGGCUCCAACGUUGGCCCACCGGCAUUACCUCCAGCCCAGUUGAGGAGACUGUUGGCUGCAUACCGCGUUGGAAUGUUAGCCUUGGAGACACAGGCGCGACGUGUGCAUGAUGACCGCCCGCAGAAUAAAUUUGGAAGGAAUCCGCCGUACGGUGAACACGUGAAGUGGCUACUACGCAUUUCGAAGCGUCUGGGUGCGCAAUACCUUCACCAGUUUUGUGUGUGUGCGGUCAACUCUGUGGUGUCGCCAUUUGUGCUGUACGAGCUAUGUGUGGAGUCCGCUCAUUGGCUGGCAAGGGGUGGUCCCCAUCACCUUGUAAUGCAACAUCUGCGCGGCACUUUAGCGCCACUCGUACACAAGUGUCAACAGAUGUACAUCCAGUGCAUACAUCAGAAGUUGUAUCACCUGACGUCUGUGGAGUACGAGGAAUUUGUGGGAAUCGUACUAUCAGCACGCACCGCCUUCCAGCUCACUCCUGAAGGCAACACGCAGUUUAAAGAGUGGCUCGCCUCGCUGCGUAGAUCAAAAUCGUGCAAGAAGGACCUGUGGACGCAGCUAAACGCGGCCCUGCAGACGAGUGGUAAAUGACGCCGGCAGCCGAUAGUUUGUACGAUGCGGUGCGCCGCGCGCAAACUGUCGCACUCACGGCGCUGGCCGCGCUGCCGACUCGUCUACCAAUUGCACCUCUAACUGUCCAGCACCACAGCCUGUCGCUCCCCUACCAAUCGCCAGUAGCGACGUUGCUAUUAAAGUUACUCGAGUUGACUCUGUGAAUUUUUUAUCGUUCGUUUGAAUAUUUUGAAUGAGAUAGUUUUAUUAAAAGUAAAUCUUAAAGAUCGCACGGUUUUACUUCGCUUGUCGGAAGUUCUGAAUGUUGUUGUAAUGUACGUCUAAGUAAUAGAUCAUAUAUCUGCACAGUAGCUCGUUUCCUUCUGCCAUCAUAGAUCGCGCGUACUGCAAACGCAAUCGGUGUAUGACGC